Molecule: messenger RNA, 1293 nt
Organism: Trichogramma pretiosum
Lineage: Eukaryota; Metazoa; Arthropoda; Insecta; Hymenoptera; Trichogrammatidae
Product: trypsin-1-like
Exons: 5
Coding region: 40-816 (258 amino acids)
Biological process (GO): proteolysis
Molecular function (GO): serine-type endopeptidase activity
Source: RefSeq, a predicted model, not a curated record
CGCGCUCACUGAUUUCAAACAUACGCACGAGUAAUCAUCAUGUCGAUAAUUGCGGUGGCUCUGUUGGCGUUUGUGCUUGCUGCUACUAACUGCAGCGCUGGCAGCAAGUCAAGUUUGAACCUUUUAUGGCCAAGUCAGAGGAUAGUCGGCGGUGAGAAGACGGACAUCGAGCAGCAUCCGUUCCAGUUGAGUCUGCAGCGCUCGGGAUUUCACUCUUGCGGCGCCUCGAUCAUCAGCAGAAAGUGGGUGGUCACGGCUGGGCACUGCGUCGGAGCUCCGGAAUCGUCGUACAGAAUAGGCUCGGGCAGCACCAGUCGCUUCAACGGCACUCUGCACAAGGUCGCGAAAAUCGUCCGACAUCCCAAGUAUGAUUCUUUGGCCAUCGAUUUUGACAUAGCAGUGAUCAAAAUCGAAGACGAAUUCGAGUAUGGACCGAGCGUACGUCCAAUCAAGCUACCGGAAAGGGAAUUGCUCGCGGGCGAGCGAGUGAACAUCACUGGUUGGGGCGCAACAUCCCAAGGAGGCUCGCUGCCGGACACUUUGAUGAGGAUCCAAGUGCCUAUAAUCGGCCGUAAGCGCUGCGUCGAGGCUUACAAGCAGGUCAAGCCCGUGACCGAGCGCAUGAUCUGCGCCGGCCAAUUGAAGAGCGGUGGCAAGGACUCGUGCCAGGGCGACUCGGGAGGGCCCUUGAGCGCCAACGGCACGCUUUACGGUAUCGUUUCCUGGGGUUACGGCUGCGCCAGACCCAAUUACCCCGGCGUUUACACGAACGUCGUCUAUCUGCGAAGUUGGAUCACCAGCAUUACCGGCGUUUAGUAAAGAUAGUGAUAGUAGUCGUUACGUACGAAUAUAUAGGGGGAGCGAUCUUGUUUUUAUAUGUAUAUGAAAUUUUCAACUCGUCUUUUUAAGUUUUUGCUCCUUCAUUCGUAUACCCAUGUAUAUAUUUAUAAGGUUGUACAGUGUGCAGAAAAAAGCGCCCUAAGGAGGUAAGGAGAAGGAGGGAGGAGAGAGAGAAGCGCGAGUUGCUGCACCGAGGCCGAGAAAAUAAGAGAAAAUAUGACGAGAGUGCUUGACUGGUAGCUAAGCUCUUUACGAUAGUUUCCGCAAGAGUUUGCUGCUGCUGCUUCAAGUUUUGCUGCUGCUGCUGCUGUGUGCAGUAGCUAUAUACCCCGUGCUCACUGCGACUGACGUAAAAAGAAGUAGUAGAAGAAAGUUAUAUAAAUAUCUUAUAGAACAAGACUAAAAGCUGUUUAUGCUCUCUCCAUCUCUCUCUCUCUCUCUCUCUCUUCUGCU